Molecule: messenger RNA, 1182 nt
Organism: Diaporthe batatas
Lineage: Eukaryota; Fungi; Ascomycota; Sordariomycetes; Diaporthales; Diaporthaceae
Exons: 4
Coding region: 274-1182 (302 amino acids)
Cellular component (GO): fungal-type vacuole; plasma membrane
Source: RefSeq, a predicted model, not a curated record
UCUGCGCCGUCUUGGUACCAGUAUAUCAGCUUCCAAGGUUUGGUCCUAGCCCAUGCCCUCGAGCUUCGCGCCGUCGUCGUCCAAGAAGCAGCCCGGCGGCUUCACCACCACCACCAGCACAGCUCCCCACUCCAUUGAACAAUAUCUUAAAGCCAGCGUCCCCUCACUCAUCAAGUCUUGCGCCACUCGCCAGGCAUCUUGCUCCCAACAGUGAACCCCUGGCUGGCCGACAAGAUUCUGUUUGACAUCGACGACGGCGAACAACCAGCAGCCAUGGCCUGCCCUUCCACGCCUUGCGAUAUCGCAAAGUACCCGGAUUACUGCCAAUACAAUCCCUUCGGCCCAAGCGCAAACUGCACACUCGAUGUCUGCUGUCCAGAGUAUAGCGUCUACGCCUACAUCCCCGGAAUGCCCGCCAAUUUCAUCUUCCUAGUCGCCUUCUCCGGUGCCAUGGCCGUACACAUCCAUGCUGGCUGGUUGUACAAACAGUGGUGGUUCGUGGGCUGUAUGGUCGCCGGCUGCUUGGACGAGGUCUUUGGCUACGUGGGACGUGUGAUCAUGGCUCGGGACCUCUGGAACUUCAAUGCCUUCAUGGUCCAAGUCGUCUGCAUCACUACUGCGCCCGUCUUCUUCUGUGCUGCCAUUUAUGUUCUCGUCGCAAAAACAAUCUCGGCCCACGGCCAGAACUUCUUGCGUUUCAACCCCAUGCUCUACUGGAUGUUCAUUCCCUGCGACAUUUUCUCCCUGGGACUCCAGGCCGCCGGCGGUGCUGUCUCGUCCGUCUCGUCGGGCAGAAACAACUUAGGCGUCGACCUCGCCCUCGCCGGCCUCGCCCUUCAGGUCAUCACACUGGUCAUCUUCUGUGUCCUUUACGGCGAUCACCUGUGGCGGUACCUCAAGUCCGAGCAGUUCAGAGAGCGUGCCGGCAGACAUCAGUCAUUCGGGCGGAAGCUGAGGUUCUUCUAUACCUUUCAAUCGCUGGCAGUCGUCGCCAUCCUUAUGCGAUGUGUCUUCAGAUUGUUGCCCACAAUCCUCGCCGCCGUCUUCUUGCUUGUCGGCCAUCCGGGCCUCAUCUUUGGCAGUGGUAAUUCGUGGAGGUCCCCAAUGGCUUCGUCGGCUAAGGAGCAUGAGCUUAAGGAGCGUGAGCGUCAGGAGCGUAAAAGUGACGGGUCGGCCGAGUAG